AUGGCACCUCAAUACAACGCUGAAACGACCGGCUCCGAAUUGGUCACCGAAUUUGCCGCCCAGAUCAAAGGCAAGGUUAUUCUCACUACUGGCGUCUCGCCCAAAUCUUUGGGGGCACAAUUCGUUCAGCUUAUCGCGGAAGCUGAACCCGCUCUUCUCAUCUUGACCGGCCGCAAUACGACCAAGGCGCAACAGACUGCCGAGGUCGUUGCCAAGGCCCACCCCAAUGUCAAGACACGGGUUUUGAAGCUGGACCUGGGCUCCCUGGCCUCAGUCCGGGAGGGUGCUGCCGAGGUCAAUUCCUGGGACGACGUGCCGCACAUCGAUGUCCUUGUCAACAAUGCCGGAAUCAUGGCUGUUCCAUUCGCACUGACUGCAGAUGGUUAUGAAAGUCAAUACGCUACCAAUCAUCUGGGCCACUUUUUGUUUACCAACCUGAUCAUUGAUAAGCUCCUCAAGAGCAGUGAACCCAGACUUGUCAGCGUGAGCAGUGAUGCCCAUCGUUUCAGUCCUGUCAGGUUUGACGACAAUGACUUCCAUCGUGGCGAGAACUACAACAAGUGGAUUGCAUACGGCCAAGCCAAAACAGCCAACAUGCUCAUGGCUUUAUCGUUUGCCGAGAAGUUGGGAAAGAAGGGGCUGGUAGCUGUGAGCUUGCACCCCGGCGUCAUCGGUACCAACCUGGGAGAUGCUCUCGAUUGGACGGGCGGUGAUGUUGCCUUGUUGAAUUCUGUUGAUAAGACCUUGGGAAACAGGGAAGCAUGGGAGGACGGUCUGAAGUGGAAGACACAUGAUCAGGGCGUGGCCACCCAUGUCUUUGCUGCCUUCCACCCCAGCUUGAAAGAGCACAACGGUGCUUAUCUUCAGGACGCGCAUGUUGCCGAUCCCUGGACCGAGACCGUGAAGCCCUGGGGCACAAGCCCGGUGGAGGCUGAGAGGCUUUGGAAGCUGAGCGAGAAGCAAGUCGGACAGGAGUUCACAUACAACUGAAGUUGGUAUGGGGCCUCCACGGCCUCCAACAGUAGGCAGUCAAAUAGAAGCGGUUGGAAAGUGAUGCCGGAGAUAAUUUAGGUUGAAUGUAACCUCGGUGACAGGGUGGGCAACAGAAGGAGCUGAAUAAAAGCCCAUAGUAGGAUAAUGAUCAGCUUCUGUGGCGACGUCAGACUAUAUGGUAUCCUAUAGAGUUGGUGAGUUCGGCCUGUUUUCUUUCUAGAAUCAAGAAGUUCUGCUAUGGAAAGCUAGAAUCCUCCCCUGGAUGCAUCCUUUCUUGCGCGCCAAACGGGCGUCGACUUCCUCUUCAGGAGGUGAUUGAGUGUGCCGAGCAGUACCUGGACAGGUUUUAUUCCUGCCACAAGGUAGCAGAGCGACGUCAACUCUUUCCUAUUCAUCAAUGCGGGCUGCAGGGUUGGCCACAGGUUUGAUCGUGCCUUACAUUUUUAAAUGAAGUGUUCCAGAUGUAACCUC
This is a messenger RNA of Podospora pseudocomata, 1464 nucleotides long. RefSeq lists its product as uncharacterized. The transcript has 3 exons. The record is from RefSeq and is a predicted model, not a curated record. NCBI's taxonomy places the organism in Eukaryota, Fungi, Ascomycota, Sordariomycetes, Sordariales, Podosporaceae. The coding region runs from base 1 to 990 and encodes 329 amino acids.